AUGGUUAAUGAUGCACCUUUUUCAUACCCUUAACACUAUAAAAAUAAAUAAAAAAAUAGAACCAUUUGCAUACAAAAUAGUUCUUUUUCCUUGCUAAUUCUAUAUAGUUAUAAGGCUUAUGAAAAUAUGAUCUAUGUUUUCUGCAGUUCUAUUAUUUCGUAUAGCCACAGAGCAAAAUUUCCCUGUAUUUAUUUAUAUUACACCCAAAAUCCCAACAAUAAGAAUCCUGACUGGUUCGAUAUGAUGGAUCUCGGAGGUAAUGGAAACUGGAAAAGAUAGAAUCAAGAAGAAUUAGGCUUGUUAAGAAUAAUUAUUUAGACUCUAUUGGAAAUAUUAAAUAGCUAAGUUUUACAAAUUUUAUAAGGGUACCAUGUUGAAAAAGAUUUAGAAAAUCGUAUUUGA
Tetrahymena thermophila SB210 is the source of this 402-nucleotide messenger RNA. RefSeq lists its product as hypothetical. The record is from RefSeq and is a predicted model, not a curated record. Lineage: Eukaryota; Ciliophora; Oligohymenophorea; Hymenostomatida; Tetrahymenidae. The transcript is spliced from 2 exons.